AUGAGCGACGACAAAAAAACGAAAUUCAACACCGGAGUCGUGAUUCUCACGUUCUCCCAGCCUUCACCGCCAGAAAAACUGAAAAUUGGAUACCGCGUCUGCAGAACCGAAAAGUACUACCCCCGACCAACGCAAUGCUACCGGUGUUACGAGUAUCAGCACAUUAGUAAAUUUUGCAAAAAAGAAGAACGCUGCCGAACCUGCGGCGAAAAGGCACACCUGGAAAGUGAUGAAUGCUCGAAAGAAAUAAAGUGCAUAAACUGCGACGAUAAUCAUAUCUCGACCAGCAAGGCAUGUCCAAUUUUCAGGCAAGAGCAGCAAAUAAUCAAAAUAAAAACGGAUAAAAACAUCUCAUACACCGCAGCCCGGAAACAACUUAUCAACAACAACGAAAAACCAAGUUACGCAAAAGUUACAGGCGAUGUCCAAACCAUCGUCGAAAAAGCAAGAAAACAGUGGGAAAAGGAGCUGGAGGAGAAAAUGAGCUUUAUCUCGGAAAAAAUGAAAGUUAUUUCGGAACGAAUGGAAGCGCUCAACGAAAAGGAAGCAAAUAUUAAAAACUGGUAUAACUACCUCAAAGAUAAAGAAAAGAAUUUAAAGAUCACUGAAGAGAAAAUGCAAAAAGAUAUCGAAGAAAUGAAAACGCACUGUGGCAAGCUAACAAACGAGCUGCAAAAAAAGGAUGAAUUAAUAGAAAAACUAACAAAAAACAUUGAGCCGCAGACCCAGAAAACGAUCACAACUAAAGACAAACAUGGAAAAAAUAAAUAA
This is a messenger RNA of Armigeres subalbatus, 771 nucleotides long. RefSeq lists its product as uncharacterized. The coding region runs from base 1 to 771 and encodes 256 amino acids. The record is from RefSeq and is a predicted model, not a curated record. Lineage: Eukaryota; Metazoa; Arthropoda; Insecta; Diptera; Culicidae. The transcript has a single exon.